GAAAAUAUUCACCUUUAAUAAUCUGCAAAAAUUUUUUGUUCAUUUAUACCGUUCCACAGAUAUUGAAUUUUUCGUCCCCCUACCGCUCUUAAAACAGCAUUUGUAAUUCGAGUAUUUAGAAACCACAUAAAAUCAAAAAUUAUAACGUUAUUAACUAAAAUCUAUAUAUUUUUUCGUUCUCGUUACAAUUUUCCUUAUGAACUAUUUACAACUCAUAAAAUAUUCCGCCCUUUGAGACCCUAUCGAAAAAAUACUCUAAGGUUAUCCCAGUAGCCGACAAUUUAUUUUAAAACAUUAAAAUCAAUUUUUUUUAUACUCUUAAAUACUGAAAUUAAAAUAUUAAUAUACAUUUUUGUAUAUCUAUCUAUCUAUCCUAUCUUUAUCCGGAAUCGGUUACGCAAAAAGUUGUGGAUGUUAUUGUUAAUUUGAUAUAGCAGUAUCGACGCCGUAUUAAUAAAAAAAGCGGCAACUUCUUACUUGAAUUCCGUAUUAUUUCGGUAUGUGCGAUAUAAAAUCUAUAAGCGUGAGGAAUUUUUGCCAAAAAUUUGCCACUGCCGCUUUUAUUUAGGGAAGCCUUUCAUUUCAUUUUGUCGCACAGAAUAUGGUAGUUUUUUCAUCUAUCACGUAUCUUGAUAACAUUUGUCAUUUGGAGCUCUGAGGAUGUUGACAUUGCAGAUAAUCAAAUCGGAAAAUUGCCACGUUCACAAAUUAUUAUUAAUCGCAUAUAAGGCUAUAACUAAGUCAACAAUAAUGCUACGAAAGGAUGUGUCCCGUUCCUAAUAGAUUCAGUGCACAUACGUAUACAUAUGUAUUUUAAAUCAAUAUAUAGACAAAAUUUGGUAAAAAUAACCACGCUGAUCACCCAUCCGAGAGUUAUGUUGAAAACUGUUAAGAAUGGAUAAUUCUCUAACGAAGACAGUCGGAAAUAUUAAAUUUAACCACAAAUGCAGAUCACCUACUUUCAAGAUAAAACAAUAUUAUAUUACAUAAGAUUCUUUCUCUCACCAAUAGGUAAAUCUAUAUGACGUUAAAGAAAUGAAACAUUGUCUUCUCCUCUCAUAUCCCUUAAAUACUUACGAAAACUAUCUGGUCUGUUUAAAUUAAAUUUCUUUUCAUCACUGCAAUUCUUUAGGCAUGGCUUACAGCCGGUUUCUCGAAAUUCUUUCAUUGAAAAUUAAGUUCCAUUUAAUUUUAAUUUUGAUUUUUAUUUAACUUUGCACUCAAGUUUGCAGCGUUUCACCAUUAUUCAGAAUUGGCAACCCAAAAAUGACAAAGCAGGGAUGUUAGUAAGAAUAACAGCUGAUUUAUGUAAACAAAUAAAUUGUGGUGGUUAACAAAAAUGGAAAUGUAGCUCAAAAACAUUUUUCAGCUACUGAUAUUUCUACUUUGCUAAGCCUAGUGCAGCAAAAUGCAAGUGUUUUGGAGUGUAAGGCCACAGGGAAAGUGAGUUCCGAUCAAAAGGACAAGGUGUGGGAUGACAUAGCGGAGAGUUUCAACGCGGUUUGCUCCGGAGCACCGCGGUCAAAAAAAAUCUGCGAACCAAAUAUUUCAAUUUGAAAGCAGAUAUGAAAAGGCGAUCUGCAGACCACAAAAAAUUUGCGUAUGGAACGGGCGGAGGUUUAUACAAAAAGCCAGUUUACUCAUGGAUCAUUCAGAUUUUUGACAGGUGAAAUUGAUCCCCAGCAGCGAAAUAUACCAAACAAGGAAGUUAUGGAAAGUGAAAUGAUAGAAGAAGAAAAUGAUAAUGUAUCUAAUGAUAUCGACAUACGUGAACAAUCAACAAGCAAAAGAUUUCGUACUUCCAGCCCAAAACAUACAACUGAAAAAGAAGAUUUUGAGCCUUGGGAGCACUACACAUCAAUGCAAUUGAAAACGCCAAAAACAGGAAGCUGUGCGCUGAGAGUGUAAAUAGAAAACACACAAGUUGGGCUAAGCUAUCAGAUACAAAAUCAAAAUGGACGGAAAGAAAACUGAAACAAGAGGUUGAAUUUGCAAAAAUCGAACAUACGUUACGUGUAAAGCAAAUGAAAGAAGCACACGAACUACAACAACAACUAGUUAUUGAGAAGCAUGCCCUUGAAAUGCGAAUACUUGAGGAUCAACUAAAAGAAAAGUUAAAAUGCUUCAUAAUAAAUCAUCAGCUAGUUGAGCCUUUUCUACUUUCGUACACAGUUUAAAAGUUUCGUUUAUAUGGUUUUUGUUUUGUAUAUGUACAGUGGCGCGCUUGUAAAAAUUUACAGAAUAAAUUUUGUUUAGUUCUUGCCUUACUUUGCAUGUGAGCAACUGUAGGUCUGUAUGUAUCAGAGACCUGCACGAGUAAUUAAAAAAGUAACAUGUUAGCAAGCGGCGAUGCCGAUGCGGCGAGUACACGCUACGUAACGGUACUUUGGCAUCGAGGGCAUCGGCAUCGUGGGUAUCGGCAUCGCGGCAUCGCCGAUUACUAACAUGUUACUCAAUUAGUAUUGUGCGCGUCAUGAAGAUGAGUUUACAUUGAUGGCUAGACUGGCACGACAAAUUUUAUGUAUUCCAGCGUCUAGUGCAGCAAGCGAAAGAUGUUUUAGUUUGGCAAACCGUAUAUUAGAAAAAAGAAGAACAAAUUUGAAAGGAGAAAACUGGACGUCAUUUUAUUUUUGCAUUCACAACAAAAAAAUUAAGUUCAUAUUAAAUAUUUUUUUAUUUUUAAUUCGU
Messenger RNA from Bactrocera tryoni, 2688 nucleotides. RefSeq lists its product as uncharacterized. NCBI's taxonomy places the organism in Eukaryota, Metazoa, Arthropoda, Insecta, Diptera, Tephritidae. The record is from RefSeq and is a predicted model, not a curated record. The transcript is spliced from 4 exons. The coding region runs from base 1603 to 1908 and encodes 101 amino acids.